This is a messenger RNA of Xyrauchen texanus (razorback sucker), 2662 nucleotides long. Its product is annotated as synaptophysin-like. Gene Ontology annotation, cellular component: synaptic vesicle; synaptic vesicle membrane; presynaptic active zone. Lineage: Eukaryota; Metazoa; Chordata; Actinopteri; Cypriniformes; Catostomidae. The coding region runs from base 106 to 1002 and encodes 298 amino acids. The record is from RefSeq and is a predicted model, not a curated record. The transcript has 8 exons.
UGUGAGUGGCAUUAUUAAUAGUGGAGUGGAGCGGAUCGCUACUCCCGGAUGUAGCUGCGGUCUGCCUCCUCUCGUUUGAUCCCCAUCACAGAACAAGCGGUCGAGAUGGAUGUUGUCAACCAGUUGGUGGCCACUGGGCAGUUCACAAUCAUCAAACAGCCGUUAGGAUUCAUUAAAGUCUUACAGUGGUUCUUUGCCAUUUUUGCGUUCUCCACCUGUGGCGGUUACUCUGGAGUGUUUCGUCUGAGUGUGGAGUGUAAGAACCGCUCAGAGAGUGACCUGAACAUCGAGGUUGAGUUUGGCUAUCCGUUCAGACUGCACCAGGUGUGGUUUGAUGUUCCUACGUGUAAAGGGCCGGAGCCAGAGCGUCUGUUUCUUGUGGGAGACAACUCUUCUUCUGCUGAGUUCUUUGUCACCAUCGGUGUCUUUUCCUUCCUUUACUCAAUGGCAGCCCUCUCUGUGUACAUCUUCCUCCUGGAGAAAUACCAUGAGGGAAACAAAGGUGCUCAGGCUGAUUUUGUGGUGACUGCUGUCUUUACAUUUAUGUGGUUGGUGAGUUCAGCAGCAUGGGCCAAAGGUCUCUCAGACGUAAAGAGGGCAACCGACCCUGAUGAUGUCAUCAACCUCAUUGAUGCGUGUGAUCGUGAGGAGAAUCGCUGCAAAGAAAUCCAUGAGCCUGUUGUGUCUGGCCUUAAUACAUCUGUGGCGUUUGGGUUCUGUAAUAUGGUGCUGUGGGCAGGGAACUUGUGGUUUGUCUUCAAGGAAACAGGUUGGCUUGCAGCCUUUGCUGGCACUUAUGCGCCCUCUGGAGAAAAGCAGCCAGCACCAGACUCCAUCGGCCAAGGCUAUGAGCAGGAAGGUUAUGGACAGGAACAGUAUGCCAGCUCCCAGGGCGGGUACCAGCCCGACUAUGGCCAACAGGGGGGUGGAUAUGAAGGUGGAGGCUACAACCAAGGAGUGUAUGGUCAGGGCGCACCCACCUCCUUCUCCAAUGAGAUGUGAGCCCAGCCACAGUGGCUGAAGCUCUGCACUGAUUACAGCAAGUUGCCAUUCAUGUGAUCAGCUGGCGUGGAAACUGCAGUAUUAGCUAUGUUUCCACUUUCUUAAUUUUUUUUUAAAAGGGAAGGGGGAGGGGCACAUACAAUCAUAACUGAGGGCACAUGCAUUGGGCCCAGGAGGAAGUGUGCGCUGUUGUGGCAAAAAAUUAUCAACCAACCAUUAUCACUGCGUAAGAGACACUCUGACUCAAACAGUCUUUUAAAAUAAAUGUAUUCUUGCAAGAAGACCCAGUCAUUACACAGCAACCCGUCUGUGUCAUGAGAGAGUGUUUUUUAUCAGGCAGGGCUGCCUUUCUUAUACAUUUCCCCCCCCCGAGGUCAACUGGCAGAAGCAGAUCUUCCUCCCCCCUUCUCUCCCUCUGAUACAGGGACUAGGCUACUAGGCCUGAUUUACUAUUAACCAGCCCAAACGUACCCCCCUGUACUACAUGACCUCUGACCUGAAGAGGGCAGAGGUCCCCACUCAGCCUGGACCGAGGUGUCUCUGUUCUGCUGUUCAGUCAUAAAUACUGUCCCUUGUUCAGACAUAAAUUUCCCAAUGUCUUCUCUCUUUCCAGAUCAGAAGACCAGAUGGCAUUCCUGUGCGAUGACUGAGUCUUGACCACUGAUUAUCAAAUAUUUCUACAACAGCGCCUAAUUUUAAUAUGCUGCCUAUUCUUACUUUAAAUCCUCUGGGGUAUUACCCAUCCUGUUAUAAGUAAACACUUGAACAUGCAUCCAAAAAACUAGUUGAGAACUAUUAUGGAUAGGUAAUGUACGGGACAUAGUUUAAAUGAAUUAUAUCAUUUUUAGUAAUAUUAAAUUGAAUCAGUGUUUGUCUGUGUGGUGUAAAUAUGAAAUAUAUUUAAAUAGAUAUACAGUAUUGUGUAUUGAACUUAACGUUGCUUUUUAUAUUUGUUAUUUAAUUUGUAGUCCCCACAUUUGUUCACUUUCUUUUUAUUUAUUGUAGUGGUGUUUUUCCCAUAUUACCAAUCCAUCAUCAUUGUUCAACCCACAGUAAGAGCUAACCUUAAACCUUCUACUGAAUGUGUGAUAUUUUUCCUUAUUUAUUUGUGUAAAACAUUCUUCUAAGGUUUGUAAGAACACAAAUUAGAUUUUGAGUUAUGUGCCAGUAACUGCUACAAGAAAGUAUUAACAGAAGUCAGUAGUUUGAGAUGAAAUUAAGGGAGAGAAACUGAUUAAACAUUCAAACAUUACCCAAGACUACAUGGAUCUAUUUGGCCCCUGUUCUUCAUAAUGUACACACAAAUUAUGCAGAAGAUUUAUGUUCGUUAGUGUUCUGGUUAUAUAUAUCCAAACCUUUAUGAAUAUAACAUCAUUUCAAAUGUGCAGAUAUGUGUUAGUGAUGAUAUUAAAAGCUAUAUUGGAAAGUGAACACUUUUGAAGUCUGGCAUGAGAACCUCAGUACUUGAGCAUCGGUUCUAGUUCUGUGUAACACUGCCGAGUUGUGAAUGAACUAUUUGUAUCCUUCCUGAAAAUUCAUUUCCAUGUGUUUUGGCUUUUUGUUGAUACUGAAAUGUAUUUUAUAUGCUGAAUUUCACAUGAGGAUUCUUUCUUUCUCUCCCUCACUAUAUUGUCUGAUAAUGCAAUAAAAUGAUGUUAGA